Effrenium voratum is the source of this 1308-nucleotide messenger RNA. The record is from the annotation of a GenBank genome assembly. NCBI's taxonomy places the organism in Eukaryota, Dinophyceae, Suessiales, Symbiodiniaceae.
CGGCUGAAGAAGAGAGCCACGGACAAUGCCGGGCCUUUGAGCACAAGGGACCGUGCGGCGACGCAAUGGGUGCGAGCCUUUGCGCGCCGCCCGACAGCCCAAAGCAUGAGUUCAAGGAUACUAGUGGCCUGGUUUACCGUCCUGAUGCAGGUGUCUCAGCGACCGCGUUCAAUGGCAAAGGGGGGCACUACACGAUUGGGGCGAAGGCUGCUUCCGCCCCGCGCCCCGAGCCAGCCGUGGCCGCGGCCAGAGCUGCUCCGUCGGGGGAGCGGACUCUUCCCCCGCCCGCGCAGCUGCCUCCACAGGAUACACGGCCCGUGGAUGGCAUUGUGGACACUGGCGAGCGCCGGAGUCGCUCAGACCCCAUCAGGAAGAUGAGAGUGGAGAUCGCAGAGAUGAACUACAAGAUGCGUAACAUGUGGCAAGUGCCGGCGUGCCGGUACGUUGCCUUCAACGACAUUGUGAAGGUCAACAAGUCCCAGGUUUCUCCCCUUGUCAAGGUGCCAAAAGUCACUUUCUCUACAUGGUCAACUGCCGAUGCUCUUUUAAAUUUGGGAUCCCAGUCGGGCAAAGUGGUGUGCGGCCUGAACUUCGCCAACGGCGAGCAGGUGGGAGGUGGCUACAAAACUGGAGCUUUGGCCCAGGAGGAGGACCUGUGCAGACGGAUCCCAAAUCUCUACACGUCCUUGCUGAAUGCCAAGAGGGAUGGUCUGUAUCCCUUUGGCCCUUGCACGUGCCGGACAACGGAUCGGCCAGAGAAGUACUCGGACCUGCUCUUCACCAGCGAUCUGGUGGUGGCGCGAAAGUCAGAGGAGAAGGGCUUCGAAGUGCUGCCGCCAGAACAGCAGGUUCAUGUCUCCUUGAUCACAGCUGCCGCUCCCAACGUGAACUUCGCGCGGGAGAUCUACGACCUCCGGCUGAUGCGAAACACCAUCCGAGCCGUGUUCCUCGCGCCCAGGGUGAUGAGGCCGGACACCAACACGCUGAUCCUGGGCGCUUGGGGUUGCGGGGCUUUUGGGGGUAACCCCCACGACAUCAGCGAGCUCUUUGCCGCGGUUCUGGCGGAUGAGGGCCUCGGGACUCUUUACCAGGAGGUGCACUUCGCCAUUCCAGGGGGCAGGUACGACACCACCAACGGCAAAGUCUUUUGGGAGACCCUCAGAAAGAAGGUCGACGUCCAGGAGAUCAGUUGUUGAUGGAUCUUCACCGCUACUCGUACCUGGCGAAGAGCAGCUCGCAUGAGCCACUUGCCCCCAAGCCAUUUUGGAUUCCGCUGUAUGGGUUUGUCUCGUAGGGGUACCCUCGACA